This is a messenger RNA of Zea mays, 1544 nucleotides long. RefSeq lists its product as uncharacterized. The transcript has a single exon. The record is from RefSeq and is a predicted model, not a curated record. Bases 508 to 1131 code for a protein of 207 amino acids. NCBI's taxonomy places the organism in Eukaryota, Viridiplantae, Streptophyta, Magnoliopsida, Poales, Poaceae.
CCGGCCUCAGGGCCGGACCGUCCGCACCUCAUUUUGGUGCUCAACACUAACAUUCAGGAGUCCAAAAAAACUAUAUCGUCCGAAGCUAAUAAAAUAGCUUCCGGCUAGAAUAUAACUUUAUCUUGCCUUGUAUAUCUCAGUGUGGUUGUUUUAGAAGAAAAAUGAAAUAUAUACUGACCUCAGACAUUUUUCAUAGUUUUGGUUUGGGACUUUGGGUAACUGUUGAUUAAGUUUGAUCAACGAAGAUUGUCUAUCUUUUAUAAGUCUAUGUGAUCGGAGACCAACACUGUGGUGUGUUGGUCCUGUUGUUGAUCCUGAUCGUCGGAAGGCGUUAUGCAUGCAGAGUUGCAUGACGAAAGUGCUAUAUCUGGCUUGGUCGGAGUUAGGACAAGCAUCAUCCUACAAUGAAGCAGAGCCAGUGAGACACUGCACUGCCAACACGCCGACGCAUGCACGCCUUGUUUUUCUCCUCGCCUCAAGCUACACCUGACCCCAAAGAAAGAACACAUGAGAAAAAAAUUGCAUUCUCGAAGGAAAGGAGAGACGAUGGACCUAGUCGACGCGUCGCCGCUGGAGGUCUCGCCACGGACGGUGAGUUGUCGGCGGACGAAGCCGUGGAGACGGAGCAUCAGCAUCGGGCGUAGCAGUAGCGGCGGCGGGGGCAGCAACAUCGAGUACACAAGCCUCCGCGAUGUAUUGGAGGAGGAGGAGUGCGGCGGCGGAGGCGCCGGCGGCGACUGCGUGGGCGGCGGGGGCGAGCAGCACCAGCAACAACAGCCGUGGCGUUGGGGCAGCAGCUGGGGCGAGUACUCGUGCCAUGACAUCCACGAAUUCGAUGCGUCCAACAUCGGCAUCCGCAACCAGCUGCUAAAGCACGCGGCGUCCGCGUACCUACAGUCGGCUGUGGUCGUGGCGGCCGGCCGCGACCAGGGCUGCUGCCUCACCCGCCUCUGGCGCCGGGCACAGCUCCGUGCCGGCGGGCGGCGCGGUCGGGGCGGCCGUGGCCGCGUGCUCAUGCGCGCCUGCUCAUGGCAGGGCUGCGUCGACGACCCCGCUGCGUUCCUCGCUCGCUCCGCUCGACGCCUCGCCUCGUUCGUCGCCGACCGCGUCAGCGCCAUCUGGGCAUGGUAGCUUUGGCACUGCCAUCUGUGGAACUCCUUGCCGAGUUCGGAACUCGAAAAGCACUAGCUAUUUAUAUGUAUGGUCUUCAUCGAUCCAACAAUGGUUUUGCAGUUUUCUCUCGCAUCGCUAUUGCGUAUGCGCAACCUAAAACAACCUUGAUAGGUGUAAAAAUGGCAGUAUGCCCUUUCGCCAUGAAAUGCGACCAGAAGGGAUAUUUUAUGUGCUGUUGUUGGAGCGAACCAUGGCAAUCGACGGUUCGUCUCCGAAUGGCAUCAUUUAUAUUCUUUUGUGACCAAUGGGGUAGCAAUAGCAAUAUAGCAUUUGAUUUGGAUAUGGUUGUAUCUGAAUUAAUCCAUACUGCAAGAACUAAAAGGGAUUAUGACGUUAACAGAAGUAGCUACAAUGCUACAUAAUUGACCUCA